AUGGAGAACACCGUGCAGGUGAAGGAGAUAACGGAGGAGGAACGUGGUGAGCAUCAGCAGGAGUUUAACAAUUGGCUCCAGGUAAUUCAUUCCUCUGCAUCUGCCAUUAAUGAUGAGCUUCGUACUGAUGAAUACUGUGAUAGUGUAUUGAAUAAGGACAAUCCAACUCCUAUUUUGAUGCUUAAAAACUCUUAUUGCACUAUGAAUGCUUUUUCCCUAAUUUCUGAGAACCCCGAAUUGUGUUCCCCUGUUUUUCGUUCUCCGAAUUCUGUUGAUUUUGCUCGAUUGAAUUGGAGGGAGAGCCUGUUUGGUGGGACUAGGGAUGAGGAGGUAGACCUAUCUGGUGGAGUGAUUGUUUGCCAUAUAAUUGGUACUAAACUACCUUUGUCUGUUGUGAGUGGUUUUGCUAGAAGGAUGUGGGGAAGAUAUGGGAUUGAUAAGGUCUCUUUAAUGACAAAUGGGGUGUUCUUGGUUCGAUUUCGGACUAUUGAGGCAAGGGAUAGAGUAUUGGGGGCUGGACCUGUGUGGUUUGACAAUAAACCAGUGAUAGUGAAACAAUGGGUGGCUGGGAUGGACCUUGAUGCUGAGCCUGUGGAUUUGGUGCCUAUCUGGGUCAGAUUGCCUGGGUUGAAAUUGAAAUAUUGGGGGCAAAAGACUCUAACAAAAUUGGCUUCUAUGAUAGGGAAUCCUAUCAAGACUGAUAAGGCAACAACCACCAAGGAAAGAUUGGAGUAUGCUAGGAUUAUGAUAGAAGUGAAGUUUAAUGUUGAUUUACCAGAUUGCAUUGAGUUUUUGGAUGAAUCUGGCAAUACAAUAAAACAAGCUCUGAAGUAUGAGUGGAGGCCUGUGAUCUGUAAGGUGUGUGGUGGGAUUGGGCAUGCUGAUGCUCAAUGUCCUAAUCAUAAGGUACAGGUGAGGAAUAAGGUGAGGACGCAGCCUGAGAAAGCUUAG
This is a messenger RNA of Chenopodium quinoa (quinoa), 951 nucleotides long. RefSeq lists its product as uncharacterized. The record is from RefSeq and is a predicted model, not a curated record. NCBI's taxonomy places the organism in Eukaryota, Viridiplantae, Streptophyta, Magnoliopsida, Caryophyllales, Amaranthaceae. The transcript has 2 exons. Bases 1 to 951 code for a protein of 316 amino acids.